CCGAAGAAGAGCCUCUGUGCGGUUUUUAGUUUAACUACAUUACAACAAUGUAAACAGAUAUAAUUUAAUAAGAAAACAAGCCCCGUUGGAGACAAACGUUUGCUUGACAUCAUGGGGAAGCGUAAGAAAACCCUGGACAUGAGGUGUGUGUUAUUCCCAGAUGAUGUGAAGAACAAUUUCAGAAAAGGAGGAAAAGCCAGAACGUCCACUCCUGCCUCAAAGUCAUGGGAGACAUGUGGAGACAGUUUUCUGGACAGCGCCGUCAUCCAUAAACUGCAAACAUCAGAGAGGAAGAGCAGAAGUGCAUGCAAAGUUUCUCUGACUGGUAGCAGAGGCGCUGGCACAGAUGAAGCGGUGAACAUUGCCUGGAGCUCCAGUGAAGAGGAAGAUUCAGAUGGUGAUAAUCCUCCUCCUCCUGCUCCUCGUCAGCCACUUAGAGCACACAAACAGCAUCCAGUUGACCAGCACAGGAGUCUGCGGAUGUUUAGUACUGGUGUAGACACAGAUGAACUGCCCACUAUUGAUUCAGACAGUGAAUUCGAGGAGGAGAAUUCAGCUUCCAAAGAGCAUAGCGACUUCCUAAAUCCUGCUGUGUCACCGGCUGAGAUUUCCGACUACUCCUCUUACGAAGGUAAUGAAGAAGAUCCAAAUGAAAGCAGAGCUGAAUCUUCUCUGGCGGCCGACACUAGCAAACAGUCAGUCAGCGAGUGGAUCCGCUCCGCUCAGGCCAUUCUCCAGACACCUCAGAAGCAAACCACCAAGACCAUCAAAACCCCAGAGGACUCCAGCAAAAAGAGGAGGAGGUUCGAAAGAGGGGGUCUUGCUGAAAGGCUGAACCGACUCCACAGCAGGCAGAGAUCUGCCAUCAGCUUCUGGAGACAUCAGUGCAACUCCACCACAUCAGCUGCUGACAGACCUGGUGUCCUGACACUGAGGAUUGUGGGAGUUCGGGAGGAGUGUGGCAUGCAGGCCGCUGUGUGUGAGCGGCUGCCAGAGGGAGAAACCUGUGUGGCUCUUUUCAACAAGGACACGGCCAUCCAGAUACAGCCUGCGCCUGGAGACAUCGUCCACAUCUACCCACCAUGGCAGAAUUUGGUUUUGGAGGGCGAAUGCUAUCCCAUAAUCCUCAACACUCACUUCAGUCAGAAAGUCUGCAUGGAGACUAAAGCGGAACGCGCAGAAGACCCCAAAUCUGCAAUGGCCGUGGAGAAAUGCAGACCUCCGCCAUUAACCAGGUGCCUUUGGCGGUCAGAGACGAGCCAAGUGUCAACGGAGAGAUCCGUUCCCUGUAAACAGGUGGUUGAGUUGAACAGAACAGGAGUUCGGAAAUCUCUGCUGGAUGCAGUGGAGGAUUGUGGGUCGUCGGGGUCUCAGAGCGGCCCUGUUGAGGUGGUUGUUCAGAGGGUUUACUGUAUCCCCAUCACACAGUCUCUUCACAGAGCUUCUCUCCAGCACAGAGCGCUGGCCAAACUUCCAAGCGAAUCAGCACAAGACAUCGGCAGGCUGUGUGCUCUGGUUCAGGACGGUUAUGGGAUGUUCAGUGAGCUGCUUCUUCAGUGUGUGUCCUCAGACUUGGAGAUCCAACAGGCCUCGGAUCAGUUGGAGGGCCGUGUUUGUCUCCUGCGGGCCUUCAGGGUCGUCCAGCGGCUCACACGCGACAGAUGUUCUUCCCUCUUCAGUCUGAUCGACAGUGUGUGGCCUCCUCCGGUUGAUCUGAAAUCUGGGGAUGAUCCGCCGCAGUCUCCCAGCGACAGCGUCUCAGCACCCAGUUUCUGCUAUAGGCUGAGUGUUCAACAUGGUCACGUGAGUGUAUUAUCAGGACAGAUUGAAUCUGCAAUGCACCGUCCAACUAAACUGCAGACACUGAGAGAGAUCCUGCAGGAUGAGUCUCUGCGGUGUCGUUGCAGCUUUCAGGCUGCUGUGCUUCAUAAACAAACCCUGAGCUCAAAUGGAAGCGAGAGGGAGAUUCUGCUGUUUGUGACUGAUCUCAGUCUCCAGAACGAGCCGAACACAGAGAAGAAGAGCAGAAGCGUGUCUGUGUGUUUGAGCUCAACCUGCCUGAUCCGCAGCUCAGUAACACAAGCACUGGACACACAGAGAAAACCACUCAUCCUCAAGUUCAGAGACGCUGUGAAGGAGCAUGGUCAGAUAUUCUGCUGGGAACAGACGGUUAUCCAACUGCAAGAAGAAGACCAAUCUUUCCCCAUUCAGUGGCCCAUAAUUCUGGACAACCUGAGUCCAGAAACCCAGCUCUACUCUCUAUGCAGCGUCACAGGUGUGAUUGUUGCGGUGGAUGAAAACACAGCAUUCUCCUGGCCUAUUUGCUGUCGGUGUGAGAGUUGCCAUUUAGAGAUUCGAGAAAAGCAGAAAGGAUUCUUCUGUUUGGUGUGUGGAGCAGUGAUGGAUGAACCCAACACAAAGAUGCAGCUGGAGGUGUUUCUGAGCUGCUCUUCACUGAGCCACUGUACCAUCAAAAUCAAGUUGCAGCAAAACACCAUCAAGUCUCUCUUGAGCUCAACAAGAAGUUCUGAGGGCUACAAUGUGGAGCAUGUUCUUGGCUCAGAGAUUGGUCCUCUCAGCACCUUCGUCCACAUUGUGAACAGGAGUCAGACUGUUUGGAUCGGUUUGGAGGAGUUAUCCUUUGACUAGCACACUUAUCUGCUGUCAUUAUUACUGCUUAUAAAGAAGAAUCAGUCAACACUAGUCAUGCAUUAUUUCUAAAGGAAUAUAUGUGAGAAAAAUAGCCUUAACUGAACCACUUUCACUCAAACUACUUUAAGGAUGUUUAUUCUGAAUCAUAUUGAUCUGGAAUAUGUUGAAAUGAAUUAUUAUUAAGAUGUUUGUGCGGGAUAUCCAGCUGAUAAAAGAGAUUUUGUGUUGAGGCAAAAGUUGUUUCUAACCACAUUAUGGUGGUGUUUAAGUUCAACUGCACACAAUUAUAACUCAUCUGUUUUGAUGCUCUUCAUGAUAGCUCAUAUUUACUAUAAAUAAAUGUGGUUUUGGCCACCAAA
Molecule: messenger RNA, 3011 nt
Organism: Danio aesculapii
Lineage: Eukaryota; Metazoa; Chordata; Actinopteri; Cypriniformes; Danionidae
Gene: spidr
Product: scaffold protein involved in DNA repair
Exons: 20
Coding region: 112-2649 (845 amino acids)
Biological process (GO): regulation of establishment of protein localization to chromosome; double-strand break repair via homologous recombination
Cellular component (GO): nuclear chromosome; nucleoplasm
Source: RefSeq, a predicted model, not a curated record